Panonychus citri (citrus red mite) is the source of this 2502-nucleotide messenger RNA. Its product is annotated as USP6 N-terminal-like protein. NCBI's taxonomy places the organism in Eukaryota, Metazoa, Arthropoda, Arachnida, Trombidiformes, Tetranychidae. The transcript is spliced from 13 exons. Bases 146 to 1585 code for a protein of 479 amino acids. The record is from RefSeq and is a predicted model, not a curated record.
CUCUCACUUGGAUUUUUUUUGUUAGUUAAUUUGUUUUUAUUUUCUUUUUGGGUUUAAUAAUCUCUUGUGAAAUUAAAUUUUCUUAUUUAUUACUUUAAUUGGUGUAAUUUUCAAUUUCAAUCUAUUUAUGAGUACAAUCAGAUGAAUGGAUGAACACCGAAUUGAUCCCGAUGAGGAACGUCGGACAAUCGUUGAAAGAUACACAAAAGGAAGAGAAAAGAUUCGAGAUCAGAUUGGUGAUUGGGAAGAUCCACAAAACCUGGUCCUUUUCACGGACCGUUAUGGAUUCAUCCAUGAUCAACAACUUCCACCUCGAUUAAGUAAACAUGAAGCUAAGGUUCGACAAAAAGAGAUCUCUCGAACAAAUAAAUGGCUUAAAAUGUUAGAACAAUGGGACAAAUAUUUUCCGAAUAAUGAAAAAUUAAGAAAAAGAGUCUACAAAGGUAUACCCAAUUCACUUCGUGGUGAAGUAUGGACCAGAUUAAUGGAAGUACCUCAAGUGAAAAAGGAGCAAGAAGGUCGAUACCAAGAGCUUCUUGAAUAUGGUCUUUAUAACUCCAAAGAUAUCAGACAAAUUGAUUUAGAUAUAAACCGGACCUUUCGAAACAAUGAUAUGUUUCGUGACAGAUUUAAUGCAAAACAACAAGAAUUGUUCAGAAUUCUUGUUGCUUACAGUGUGUACAAUAAGGAAAUCGGCUAUACUCAAGGAAUGUCUCAGAUCGCUGCCCUCCUAUUGAUGUACACAUCUAAUGAGGAGGAUGCAUUCUGGUCAUUAGAUCGUCUCAUGUCAGGAGAAAAGUAUGCUAUGCAUGGGUUUUUCAUUGACGGUUUUCCUAAAUUGUCGCGAUUUGCUGAUCAUCAUGAUAAAAUUCUUAAAAAAUUCCUCCCACGAGUUUAUAAGCAUUUUAAGAAAUUUGACAUCAAUGCUACUUUAUAUACUCUUAAAUGGUUUUUCCAAUGUUUCCUCGACCGAGUCCCUUUCUCUUUAACAUUAAGGAUUUGGGAUUGCUUCAUGUUAGAUGGCGAGAUAAUACUUACCUGUUUCAGUUAUACUCUCCUUAAAUUACACAAAAGAUCCAUUCUCGAAAAGAGUAUGGAAGAUCUAAUAGCAUUCCUACAAAUCGAUUUGGAAAAAGAUUUCGGAUAUCUAGAUGACCAGGCCAUUCGUGAGCUUCAAAUUGCUAUAACCGAAUUAAGAAAACAAAAGAUGGAAUCACCACCCAAAAACAACACCGAUGCUGAGAAACCAACCAGACCAUUCGGAAUGUUAUUACAGGCAGAUAAUGCAUCAAUAAUGACGGGAAAUGAUGAUCGUAGUAUUGCCGGCAGUAUUAAUCUGAAAAACUCUGAUUCCGUAUCAUUGGCUCAAACCUCUCGUACAAGUAGUGAAGUGGAUCAAAAUGAAUUGGAAAACUCUGAGCUGGAUGAUGUGGAAGUUAAUGAUUUCUGUAAAAUUCAAAGAUCCUGCUCCAUUUACGAUAAUGUAGAUAUCAAUGAAAGCAUCGAAGCUGCCAAGAGACUGAGCGAGUUAACAACAAACUCUGAUCAGCGAGGAUAUUUCAAAUUACAAAUCACCUUAAGCUAGCCAAUCAACAACAGUAGAAUGAUUUCUCACCUCAUCUAAUAAUUUGCUGAUUUCUAAUAUCUGUUUGGUUGUUAAUCAUAAUCACAAUAAGAAUAUCAAAAUGGGCUAUAAAAGAAAACUUUUCCAUCCUUGUCAGUCAAUAUCCUUUUUCAAAAACACUCUUCUCAUCUCUCUCUCUUUCUCUCACCUUCUCAUCUUAAUCUCUACCAAACAUCAUACCAAAAAGUAACAUCAUCAUUAUCAAGAAAAUAAGAUCAACAACAAACAAGACAAGAAAUAACUCGUUACCGGAUCAGUUGAAUUUCCCCCAAUGAAAUCCAACAUUUACUCACAAUCUCGGCCAACAAAACCUAAUCUACAGUAAACUCAUACUUACAAUCGAUUGAUUGUCAACUCAAUUAACUGAUUGUCUAAAGCUCAUCAUCAUCACUACCGCCAUCAUCAUCAUCUACAGCAAUUAACAAACAAACAGUUGUGUACAAUUUCAACGAUCCCGAUGAAAUAUUUGAAAGGAGAAAACAAAAUCGAUCACUUUUUGAUUAUUUGUUUUAAUAGAAAGAAUUUUUUUUCUCUCUCUCUCUCUUUCUCCCUUCCUUACAAAAUACUUUCAGGAUUCUCAUCUCUUAUCAUCAUCAUUCUCAUCAACAUUUUCAUCAUCAUCAUCUUCACAAUUCUAAUGCUAAUAAUACUAUUGAUUUACAAUAAUAUAAAAUAACAAUAAUAAUAUGAUAUUAAAAAGAAAAACAAUAAUUCUAAUACAAGAGAUAAUGAGAAUUCACAACAAAAAUCAUAUGUUACCUCUUAUAUUUAUGUGCACGUUUAAAGAGACAAUCAAAAAAGAAACAAAAACAAUUAAAUCAAUAUUCAGAAUUGAAUUAAAAAAAACACUCAAAAUAAAGUCAAGAUAUCAAGUUGAA